Pocillopora damicornis (cauliflower coral) is the source of this 3345-nucleotide messenger RNA. RefSeq lists its product as uncharacterized. Gene Ontology annotation, cellular component: urease complex. The record is from RefSeq and is a predicted model, not a curated record. Gene Ontology annotation, molecular function: urease activity; nickel cation binding. Gene Ontology annotation, biological process: urea catabolic process. Lineage: Eukaryota; Metazoa; Cnidaria; Anthozoa; Scleractinia; Pocilloporidae.
GUUGGCCGUGUUGGAAUUGUUUUUCGAAUACAAGAUGAGGUUAAGCCCGAAAGAAUUAGAGGGUCUUCUGAUACACCAAACUGGGUUUUUGGCUCAGAAACGACUUGCACGUGGUUUAAAGCUUAAUUUACCGGAAACUGUGGCUCUGAUCGCUUCUCAGCUCAAUGAAUUCAUCCGUGAUGGAAAGACUGUUGCAGAGUUGAUGAACAUUGGGAAGCAAUUUUUAGGUGUGAAUCAAGUAUUACCAGGGGUAGGGGAACUUGUUGAAGAAGUGCAAGUGGAAGGGACAUUUCCUGAUGGCACUAAAUUGGUCACAGUUCACAGUCCAAUAUGCCAAGAAAAUGGAGACUUGAAUCUUGCUCUCUAUGGAAGCUUCCUACCAGUGCCUUCAGUGGAGAUAUUUUCAUCUGCAAGUGCUAAUGUUGUGUCUAUGGGUGGUAGAAAUUCACCUGGUGCCAUGAUUCCCUCAGUCAAAGGAGACAUUUUACUCAAUGCUCAGAGAAGGACGAUCAAACUGAAAGUCACAAGCUUGUGUGACCGGCCUAUUCAGAAUUUGAUAGGGCAGCUGCCUAUGGUAUGAGACUGAACAUUGCUGCCGGUACUGCAGUUAGAUUUGAACCUGGGGACACCAAAACAGUUGAACUGGUUGACAUUGCUGGAAACAGAGUGGUUCGUGGAGGAAAUGGACUGACUGAUGGACCAGCUUUGCCCGAAAACUUGGACACUGUCAUGAAGAAGGUUGCUUCAAAAGGUUUUGCUCACAAGCCACAGGAUAAACUUGAUGCUGGUGUCAGUAAAGUGACUAUUCCAAGACCACUGUACAUUGACAUUUAUGGCCCAACUGUUGGAGACAAGGUCUGUCUUGGUGACAGUUGUCUCAUUGUUGAGGUGGAAAAAGAUUACACAGUGUAUGGAGAUGAACUUAAAUUUGGAGGUGGAAAGGUUUUGAGGGAAGGCAUGGGCCAGGCAGCAAAUGUCACCAAUGACACAGCUCUGGACACUGUCAUCACUAAUGCCCUGAUUGUGGAUGCAGUUGCUGGUGUUAUAAAAGCUGACGUGGGAAUAAAGAAUGGUAUGAUUUCUGCCAUUGGAAAAGGUGGUAACCCAGAUGUGAUGGCAGGUGUUACAGAGGGGAUGGUUUGUGGUGUUGGCACAGAAGUCAUAGCUGGUGAAGGACUCAUCUUGACAGCAGGUGGGAUUGAUGCGCACAUUCACUUCACUUGCCCACAACUUGCUGAAGAAGCGAUUGCCUCUGGACUUACUACCAUGGUUGGAGGAGGCACUGGGCCUGCAACUGGUACUUGUGCGACCACUUGUACUCCUGGACCAAACCACAUCAAGGCAAUGAUUCAAAGCACAGAUGGCUUUCCUCUUAACUUUGGCUUCACAGGCAAGGGAAACACUUCAAAGUCUAGUGGAGUUGCAGCAGAGUUAGAAGAACAAAUUAAGGCUGGUGCAAUAGGAUGUAAUUCCAUCAUCAACCAAUCCAACCAGGCCAUUCACUAGAAACACUAUUGAUGAGCACUUGGACAUGCUGAUGGUUUGCCACCACCUUGACAAAAAUCUGAAGGAGGAUGUGGCAUUUGCUGAGUCUCGUAUCAGAGCAGAAACAAUUGCAGCUGAGGAUAUACUGCAUGACAUGGGAGCCAUAAGCAUCAUCUCUUCAGAUUCACAGGCCAUGGGCCGUGUUGGAGAGGUGAUCUGUCGCACAUGGCAAACAGCUGAUAAAAUGAAAAAACUGAGAGGAAAGCUUUCUGAUGAAACGGGUGACAAUGACAAUAUUCGUGUACGCCGUUACGUAGCCAAGUACACCAUAAACCCAGCAUUGGCGCAUGGAAUGUCACAUGUCAUUGGAUCAAUAGAGGUGGGAAAACUGGCAGAUCUAGUGUUGUGGAAUCCAGCUCUGUUUGGUUCUAAACCAGAGAUUGUGGUGAAAGGAGGACAAAUUGCAUGGUCUCAGAUGGGAAAUCCUAAUGCCUCCAUACCAACCCCCCAACCAGUUAGGCCACGCCCAAUGUUUGGUGCCUUUGGGGCUGCUAUUGGAGCUAACUCUGUUGUGUUUGUAAGCCAGGAAUGUACCAAGCAUAAUGUCUGUCAGACAUAUGGUAUCAGUAAGAAGACUAUUGCAGUUAAGGGCUGCCGUACAGUGAAAAAGAAAGACAUGGUGCUAAACAACUACUUGCCCAAGCUUACAGUGGAUCCCCAGACAUACAAAGUUCACAUCGUUGAUCCUGAUAAUCCAUCCAUCAAAGAACAUAUUACAUGCAAUCCAGCGGAAACCAUCCCCAUGGCUCAGCGAUUUUUUAUCUUUUAAGUGCUUAGAGUAAUGGACAGAAAGGGUUUCUCCAGAUACCUUACUUUGACAAACUAAAUUCUGGUUAAAUUUAGAAACUGGAUGUGGCUAGGAAUGUGUAAUGAAUUGUUAUUAAUAUGUGGAUGUAAUUAUAUUCAUUGUGGCUGAUGAGAUUACAGUAUGAACUCCCCUUAAGAGACUCUUGUAAAAGAACAGCUUUUCUUAUAUGUUAGUUAUAUGUUAUAGCUUUUGGCUUGUGAAGUAUGCAGGACUUUUAUGUGAGAAAUGGGUUCCCUUGGCUGGUGCGUAAAAGUGGCCAUGUGUGGUGCACAUCUCUAGUGGCUACUCACUAGUCCCGGUUAAGGUCCAAUUACAAACUUAACACCUUUUUCAUGUGACAAGAGUGUUGGCAUAUGAGAGCUUACACUGUAUCUCUUAAGACACAGUGUAAGCUAUUAGUCUUUUAAAAAAGUCUAAUAGGGGAUGAUUUCUUCAGCAACAAGCAUAUAUGUUUUAAUUGGAGGUAAAAUGGCAAAACUUAAUUUAAGGUAUUUCUGCAUCCUGUUUAGCAUGAGAAGGCAAUAACAGAAACAAAAUGUAUAACAAUUAUAUAGUGGACAAUCUAUGUUCAUUAAACAAGAACAGUCAAGAUUUAAUAUUGUUAGUAAAAUUGAUCCAAAUAUCACACUUGAAAUGUUCAAUGUUGAGCCACUUAAGCACAGAAACAUUGUUUAUAGAAAAGACUGUGUGAUAAUUAGUUUCCUUGCUAUUUUGGUAGAGUUUAAUCAUAACUUUGAUCAAACAUGUUGAACUAAACUGGAUGUUGUAAAUGUAAGGUUUAGAAAUAGGUAUCAGUCAAGCUUGCUGAUUAAGAAAAGGAGCUUGAAAAGGGCUUUUAGAAGCCUUGUAAAGAUAAUACUGUAAUUGUAUUUCAUUUCGUGGAUGUAGAACAUUCUCUUGAAGAGUUACAUAUAAUCAAUUGUUGGCUUAACAGGUUGCAGUUAUUAUGCGUUUCUGUUAUUCCCAAUAAAGAAGGUAAAUGUUCUGAUUAA